Molecule: messenger RNA, 1416 nt
Organism: Akanthomyces muscarius
Lineage: Eukaryota; Fungi; Ascomycota; Sordariomycetes; Hypocreales; Cordycipitaceae
Exons: 2
Coding region: 1-1416 (471 amino acids)
Biological process (GO): phosphatidylinositol dephosphorylation
Molecular function (GO): phosphatidylinositol-4,5-bisphosphate 5-phosphatase activity
Source: RefSeq, a predicted model, not a curated record
AUGGCACCGUCGACUGUCGAUCUGCUAUUUUUGACCUUCAACUGCGCGAAAGCAUUGAUAAAUACUACAGUUUUUGCCAAUCAUCUAGAGGGGGCUUUUGGACGGAAUGCCACAGACCUGCCGGACCUUGUUGUCUUGUCCCUCCAAGAAGUUGCGCCCCUGAGCUACGCAUUCAUCGGUGACUACUUCCUUCGACCGUACAUCGAGCGUUUCAGCACUGCCGUCAACCAAGCUGCUUCCCAGCAUGCUCUAAAGCACGGCAUGGCCGACCCGGCAUCAUCCGAUUCCGAACGAGCAGCGCAGCAAACACACUACGAGCUUUUGAAGUCAAAAAACGUGGGCUACACGGCGAUACUAUUGUUUGCCAAGGACUCGAGUCGCAUCAGGGACAUCAAAGAGGCAGAAGUUGGGUUUGGCGCAGCGGACAUGGGGAACAAGGGUGCUGUCGGUCUCAGAACCGUUUACGAUGCAGGAGAGAGUGGCUCUGCGGAAAUGACGUUUGUUGCAACCCAUCUGGCCGCCAUGGAAUGGAACUUACCUCGCCGCAAUGCUAACUGGGCUUCUAUCAUGCGAUGCAUGACAUUCGGGGACCCGCUGCCGCUGCUCGAGAUGAUACGCGGCGGAAGCCCUGACGUCGGCGCGGAAGCAGAGGGCGUAGGACUGCUACAGGGCGAAAAUCGUCCAGAUACGAAUGCGCUGCAAAAACAACUGCACGAACUAUCACUGUUCAAGCCCACGGCGCAUCUCUUUGUCGGUGGAGACCUCAACUAUCGUAUAUCGACUAGCUCUCCACCUCCCGACGCCGCCUUUCCCAGCCUAGAUGCCGAAUCGGAUAAUUAUUACCCGAAGUUCUUCGAGCUAGACCAGCUCACACGGGAGAAAGCAGCAGGCAGGACUUUGCAUGGGCUGACCGAGGCCCCGGUACACUUUCCGCCAACCUACAAAUACGACGUGUUGGAGACUGGCGGUAAAGACGAUGAUGAUAUAGGCCCUGUUCCAUGGAAAUUUGCUCCGCACCGCUAUCCUGGCUGGACAGACCGUGUUCUGUAUCUAGACUUACCCAGCUGGGCGUUUUCCAAGCAAGGCAGCGGCAGCAUGAAGGUUCAUGCGUAUGAUGCUCUUCCGCUGAUGCGCACAAGCGACCACCGACCGGUUUUUCUUCGCAUCGAAGCUCCCUUACUCAGUCCAUCGGCCCUACUGCCAACUGUAGCGUCACUAGCCACCUCUACGGACCCCCGAGUGCGGCUGCCGACAGAGCUGGACCCCGAGGCAUGGGAGCGUCGCGUGGCAGCGAGACGGCGCGAGCUUCUCGUGGGCUGGAGCAUGUUCCUUUGGAGCACCAAAGAGGGAGCGUCCAUCUUGGCCACGUUUUUGAUUGCUUCGAUUGGCGGAUACUGGGUAUAUCGCUCGGUCUAG